Molecule: messenger RNA, 2786 nt
Organism: Danaus plexippus (monarch butterfly)
Lineage: Eukaryota; Metazoa; Arthropoda; Insecta; Lepidoptera; Nymphalidae
Gene: hh
Product: tiggy-winkle hedgehog protein
Exons: 4
Coding region: 114-1262 (382 amino acids)
Biological process (GO): multicellular organism development; regulation of gene expression; cell fate specification
Molecular function (GO): patched binding; calcium ion binding
Source: RefSeq, a predicted model, not a curated record
CAGUCAUUGUCGGUGGUUGAGCUCAGGAACCGGCACAGGCCAAGUCUCAGUGUCGCUCAAAACGCGGCGCGCGGUGGUCGUGCGUCGGACGCGCGUGAAGUGAUGUCUGAGAGAUGAGGCUAACGCUGGUGCUACUGUGGCUGGGCGCUGCGGCGGCCUGUGGCCCGGGCCGUGGCUUCACCCGCCGCCACGGACCGCGCCGCAUAACGCCCCUCGUCUUCAACCAGCACGACCCUAACAUCAACGAGAACUCCAAGUCAGCCAGCGGACCCCCAGAGGGACGUAUCACUAGAAACGACGAGAAAUUCAAAGACUUAGUGCCAAAUUAUAAUCCGGAUAUAGACUUCAAGGAUGAAGAGGGCACGGGUGCCGAUCGGCUCAUGACACAGAGAUGCAAGGAGAAGUUGAAUACUCUCGCUAUCAGCGUGAUGAAUCAAUGGCCAGGGGUUAGGCUGAGGGUGAUCGAGGGUUGGGAGGAAGAAAACUCCCACCUGGAGAAUUCCCUCCACUAUGAGGGCCGGGCCGUUGACCUCACCACCAGCGAUCGAGACCGCAGCAAGUACGGCAUGCUGGCUAGACUAGCUGUUGAAGCCGGCUUCGACUGGGUCUUCUACGAAAGCCGCUCCUACAUCCAUUGUUCUGUUAAGACAGAAUCUUCCGUAGGAACAGGAGCAGGCUGCUUUCCUUCUGGUUCUUUGGUCCAUACAGAAAAAGGACCUAAAAACAUCGACUCUCUUCAAAAGGGUGAUCGAGUUUUAGCGGCCGAUAACGAUGGAAAGUUAGUGUUUAGUGAGGUUUUGACUUUCAUUGAUCGAGAUCCGAACGCUGUACGUCAAUACAUCGAAUUGACGGCCGAAAAUAAUGCCACUAUUACGACGACGCCAUCCCACCUCUUGCUGCUAGCCGCUGCUGAUGGUUGGCGGGAAUCAUUUGCUGAUAAUGUAGAGAUUGGCGAUUUCCUUCUAACAAGAGGACAGGGAAGCGUGAUGCGACCUUCAAGAGUUGUUAACAUUAGAAGGGUUUCGAAACUUGGGGUAUUUGCACCUCUAACGAGAACUGGAACUAUCAUUGUGGACGAUGCCUUAGCGUCCUGCUAUGCUCUCAUCAAUAGUCAUUCCAUUGCCCACGCUGCCAUGGCACCCUUAAGGUGGUUGGCCCAAUGGAACAGAACACCUGAAGUUAAACGCGGUGUCCAUUGGUAUGCCAACGCUCUAUAUAAUAUCGGCGAUUUCGUGCUACCCUCAUCGUACAAGUAUCGCUAAAGCAAAACAGUUUUCUGUGUUCUGUUGUGACUACUUUUGAAGUGAUUUACAAAAAAAUUGCGCGCAGGACGUGCCGAUAAUGGACACUUGUAAAUAAAAUCAUGUAAAUAAUAACGUGAAUGAUGAUCAUGAAAUUGUAUAUAUAUUCACGAAUAUUAAAUAGUUUCCUUUUACGUAUAACCAAGGUCAUAUACUAUAUAAUUGUCUUUCUUCGGUAUCUUGUCUAUUUAUUAAGUAGUCGUAAGGAUGACUUUUGCAAAUGCACAUUAUUAGUUUAUACAACUAUUUGUAAAUUGUGUCGGUAUUGUUAUUCUGCACAAUGCAGAAAUAAUUAUCUGUAUGCGCUUAUGUUUUUUUUAAGUAAUUGUAUAAAUAUUAUAAGCCAUUUAUUAGCUAAAUCUAAAUUAUGUCCCUUCGUUUAUUUGUAGUGUAAUAAAGUCUUUUGUGACGCAAAACAGUAUUUGGUUAAAUCAACUUGUUUGUAAACUUGACAUUCCAAGGUUCUAAUCUUUUACGCGCUAACAUUUAACUAACGUUGAUUGUAAUAAAAUUGUGAUCUUGGUACCUAAAACAGUGCCUUAAGAUUUUUAUUUAUUAAUUAGGUUAGUAAUCUAUUUAAAGAUUUGACGAAUACUAUCAUAUAAAAUUAUAUACUUCUAACUUAUUCUAUGGCUUUCGUAUCUUUUAUUCGCUAAUUAAUUAUUUAUUUUUUCUUUUGCGAUGUCAUAAUUGAGCCUUGCUUUAUUUAUUAUUUAAAUUUUAAGCGCCACUGUCGGAUGACUAGGCUCUAUUACUUUCGCCGUAAUAUCACUAUGUCUAAGAUUACAUUUUAUUUUAAACGACAGCUUUGUUUGUAUUUCAUACAAAUAUCUAUGUAAUACAAAAUUUAAAAGGUUAAUGACCGCCGAAUCGCUGAAAGGUUUUUCACUACCGCACGUUAUUAAGGUUCUUCUUUUCUUGAUAGUGUUUAGAUUUAUGGAAUGGUAAUUUUAUUGGAGAUGAAUCUUAUUGUAACAGGAGUCUAAAUUUUACACUACAUACAAUAAGCCAUUGAUCGGGUACAGAUCUAGAACUGAAGAUUUCGUUCCUAUAAUGAAUUUAGUAAUGUUUACUAUCUCGCAUCAGUAUUUAGAAAUAAUAUUUAGGUUGGAAAUUUUUGAUGUUAUGUAUUAAUAACAGUUUAUUGAAGCUUUAACUAAUAUUUUGAUAACAUGCCAUACGAUAUAUGCCAUAUUACAUGUAGACGGUUCGCUGUAACUAUUUUAUUGUUGUACUAACUAUAAAACUUGUCUGUUUUAUAUGUCUAAUGUAUGUGUUUUGAAAAUUGUACCAAUAGGAGUUUGUCAUAUACACGAUUUAGGCACAAUUUAUAUACAAAUGUACUGUAGGUAUCAAUUAUUAUGAACUAUGUAUUCGGCUGACUCACUUCAUGUAAAUUAGAAGGUUUUCAUGUAAUUAUAGCGCUUUUAUAUUAUUUAUUUAUUGAUGUUAUUUUUGUAUUGAUAUAAAAGUUAAAUAUCCCAA